GGUUAUGGUAAUCCGUCUGCGGCGGCGUCGUUUCCUUUUCAUUUCAAGCUGUUGUUGAGGUUUGCGUUUGGCAAAUGUCAGGUAACAAAAUACUGAAUUUCUACCUAAAUUAGUGCUCUUUACUACCUGAAAUUAUUAUUUAAACCCUCUCCGGACCUUUUCCAUUCAGUUCACAUUGAUUUUUGGUCUAGUAAACUUGCUAAAACCAGUUUAAUUUCAUAAAGUCUAAAAGCUAACCUCUCCAAGUGCUGUAGGUGGCAUUUUUGGAGGCAAAGUUUUUGUUUGGCUGUAAUUUUUGCUUAAAUCAUCAUGAGUUCGCGUGUAUAUGUUGGCGGAAUUCCUUACGAGACCAGAGAAAGAGACUUGGAAAACUUUUUCAGAGGUUUUGGCAGGAUCCGAGAUGUUCUCAUUAAAAAUGGGAGGUACGGUUUUGUCGAAUUUGACGACUAUAGAGAUGCAGAAGACGCGGUCUACGAAUUGCACGGCAAAAAACUAUUGGGCAUGCGAGUGAGCGUUGAAAUGGCUAGGGGAAGACCCCGUGGACGUGACCAAGAAUGGUUCUCUAGCAGAGACCAUCGUCCCAGGCAGGGCCCCCCUGUGCGCACCAAUUACAGAGUCUUUGUUGAGAAUCUGUCCUCCGGUGUCUCUUGGCAAGACCUGAAGGACUAUCUAAGACCCGCUGGCGAAGUAACUUUUGCUGAUGCCCACAAGAAGUACAAAAACGAAGGAAUCGUCGAGUUUGCCAACUAUGAUGAUAUGAAAAAUGCUAUUCGUAAAUUUGAUGAUACUGUGUUGAAUGGAAGACGAGCCGUUCUAGGAGCAGGAGCUCAAGCGCUGACAGCAGGAAGAAGGAACGAUCCAGGUCUAGAUCUCGCUCUGGAAAGAAGGAGAAGAAAGCUUCCUCUCGCUCCAGGUCUCGUGAUCGUUCUCUGUCACGUCACUCUGCAGAGUCUCGUCACGGCUCUAAACAUCGCAGCCGUUCUGUAUCCAAAAGGAAGUCAAUCAAGAGGAGCAGGUCCAGGAGUGGCAGCGCUUCACCUGACAAAAGAUUCAAGGACAAAUCUGUUUCUCGUUCCCGCUCCAGAUCCCGUUCUAAGCGCCAAUCCAGGUCCCCCAAGCGCCAGUCCAGAUCGCCGAAACGCGAUUCCAGAUCGCCGAAACGAGAAUCCAGAUCUCGUUCCAAGUCCAGGUCGCGUUCCAAGAGCGUCGACCACAAAAAGGGAUCCAGGAGCCGUAGCCGAUCCCGCUCUUAAAGUAACCACUGUUUCCCAAGAAAGUAGUUUGUAUCAUUUUAGAAAUAGUUAUUGUGCUUUAUUUUUUCUUCAAAGGGCAUGUGGUUUCUGACAAUUGUAACUACAUAUUUCAUGCUAAAUUACAUUUCAAUAGUACAAAAUUUUUGAUUCCUGGGUUUUGAUUGCAUUUUCGUAUUCAUUUCAAAACCCACUUUGUCUAUUCCAUAUUAAAUUUAAUACCCUUGGUACUAAUUUCUUUAGAUGAUAGUUAUUUGACUUAAUUUUUUUAUGGCGAUUCUAAGCAUUUUAGAAGGGAAAUUGUUUUACUUAAAUUAGCAAAAAUCUUUUCAUUUAGUCCAUAACUGAUACUCAAAGCUUUUCAUAAAGAUUAUCUAUGCUUUCGCCAAAGAAUUAUAUUUUUAUUAUUGGUACCUUUGUCUUUAUAAAUUAUAUUUUUCUAAAUUCUUCUUCCAUCUUGUUGGAUCUUAAGUUUCGAAUAAUAUGUUUAAGCUUAGUUAUCCAGAUUUGAGUCUUGGGGACUAAGUAAACAUAUUUUCUUAUAAAUGAACUUAAAUUCGAAAUUUAACAUCCACUUUGAAUUUACAUACAUGUUUUGUCAGUUGCAGAAUUACAUAUUAUAUCCAUCAAUUUUGUAAUUCAAAUUAAUUACGCCCUUAUAGAUACUUAGUAGUUGUAAAAGUUACUUUAUCAAUUUAACAUAAUCUAUAUUUUUUGAUGGUAGUCAUCAGGGGCACGCAAUGGUCAACCAACCAUGUAAGCAAAAAAUGGGAGCCCCACUCACUUUAAUGUCCUGACCUGUAUAGUGGAGUCAGCCCACCAUUUUUAGCGACAGCUAGAAAUAAUAAUGUAAGUUUAGUUCUUUAGGGAUGUUCAAAAUGAUUUGAUUAUUAUUGUAAUAAAGGCUCAAGUCAUCUUGUAA
Messenger RNA from Ceutorhynchus assimilis (cabbage seed weevil), 2172 nucleotides. The record is from the annotation of a GenBank genome assembly. NCBI's taxonomy places the organism in Eukaryota, Metazoa, Arthropoda, Insecta, Coleoptera, Curculionidae.